UUUCCACCUCCUUGAUCCACUUCUUCCAAGAUGUUUGUUGCCCACCACCUAGUCUCCCUUCUUUAACAUCUGCUCUUACAAACCUCAUCGUCUCCUUCAACCAUUAUCAACUAUCUUUUCUUCUUACUUUCUCAUAGCAAAGAUGCAUCUUUUUUCAUCUUAUGUUUUAGUGUGUUUUUGGGUGCAUUGCUUCGCACCCAUGGUGUUGUCCAUCAAUUUGGUUGAUGAGUUUGCUCUUAUUGCCUUGAAAACCCAUAUUACAUAUGAUUCCCAAGGUAUUUUGGCAACAAAUUGGUCUACCAAAAGGCCCCACUACAGUUGGAUUGGAAUUUCUUGCAACGCUCCUCAACUAAGUGUUUCUGCAAUCAACCUCUCUAACAUGGGUCUUGAAGGAACUAUUGCGCCACAAGUCGGCAACCUCUCCUUUCUUGUUUCCCUUGAUCUUAGUAAUAACCACUUUCAUGGAUCUCUUCCUAAGGAUAUUGGUAAGUGCAAGGAGCUUCAACAACUGAAUUUAUUUAAUAAUAAAUUGGUUGGAGGCAUUCCAGAAGCCAUUUGUAAUUUAUCAAAACUUGAAGAGCUAUAUCUUGGGAAUAAUCAGUUGAUUGGUGAAAUUCCAAAGAAAAUGAAUCAUCUUCAGAAUCUGAAGGUAUUGUCAUUCCCAAUGAACAACUUAACAGGUUCCAUACCGGCCACCAUUUUCAAUAUAUCUUCUUUGCUCAAUAUUAGUCUCUCCAAUAAUAACCUCUCUGGGAGUCUUCCCAUGGAUAUGUGCUACGCCAAUCCAAAGCUCAAGAAGCUUAAUCUUUCAUCAAAUCAUUUGAGUGGAAAGAUCCCCACUGGUUUAGGCCAAUGUAUACAGCUUCAAGUAAUUUCCUUAGCAUAUAAUGAUUUCACAGGAAGCAUACCAAGUGGAAUCGGUAACUUGGUGGAGCUUCAGAGAUUGUCUCUACAGAAUAACAGCUUCACAGGAGAAAUCCCUCAAUUAUUGUUCAACAUCUCUUCGUUGAGGUUUUUGAAUCUAGCAGUGAAUAACCUAGAAGGUGAAAUCCCCUCCAAUUUGUCGCAUUGCAGAGAGCUCCGAGUGCUAUCAUUAUCUUUCAAUCAGUUCACUGGAGGCAUUCCACAAGCCAUAGGGAGUUUAUCCAACCUUGAAGAAUUAUAUCUUAGUCAUAACAAAUUGACAGGUGGAAUUCCUAGAGAGAUUGGGAAUCUUUCAAAUUUAAAUAUUUUGCAAUUAAGCUCUAAUGGAAUAAGUGGCCCUAUUCCUGCCGAAAUUUUCAAUGUCUCUUCAUUGCAAGUGAUUGCUUUCACUGAUAAUAGCCUUUCUGGGAGUCUUCCAAAGGAUAUCUGUAAACAUCUUCCCAAUCUCCAAGGGCUCUCUCUUUCUCAGAAUCAUCUCAGUGGUCAACUUCCUACAACUCUAUCCUUAUGUGGAGAGCUCCUAUUCCUGUCACUAUCAUUCAAUAAAUUCAGAGGAAGCAUACCAAAAGAAAUUGGCAACUUAUCAAAGCUUGAAAAGAUCUAUCUAGGCACAAAUAGCCUCAUAGGUUCCAUUCCAACUUCAUUUGGUAAUUUGAAGGCCUUAAAAUUUCUUAAUUUGGGGAUAAACAAUCUUACGGGGACGGUACCAGAAGCUAUUUUUAACAUCUCUAAACUACAGUCCCUUGCGAUGGUGAAAAAUCACCUUUCAGGCAGCCUCCCAUCAAGUAUUGGCACCUGGCUCUCGGAUCUUGAAGGGCUUUUUAUAGCAGGCAAUGAAUUCAGUGGAAUAAUUCCAAUGUCUAUUUCAAAUAUGUCAAAACUUACCGUGCUAGGUUUAUCAGCUAACUCCUUCACUGGUAAUGUGCCAAAAGAUCUCGGUAACCUGACAAAGCUUAAAGUUCUUGACCUUGCAGGCAAUCAAUUGACUGAUGAACACGUAGCCUCUGAGGUUGGUUUUCUUACUUCUUUGACAAAUUGCAAAUUUUUGAAAAAUUUGUGGAUAGGAAAUAAUCCUUUCAAAGGUACUCUUCCAAAUUCACUAGGGAAUCUUCCCAUUGCUCUUGAAAGUUUUAUUGCAUCAGCCUGCCAAUUCAGAGGAACCAUUCCCACAAGAAUUGGUAAUUUGACCAAUUUGAUAUGGCUGGACUUGGGAGCUAAUGACUUGACAGGGUCAAUACCAACUACAUUGGGACGACUAAAGAAGCUCCAAAAGUUGCACAUUGUUGGAAAUAGAUUACGAGGAUCCAUUCCAAAUGAUCUUUGCCAUUUGAAGAACUUGGGAUACUUGCAUUUGAGUUCUAACAAAUUGUCUGGAUCAAUCCCAAGUUGUUUUGGAGAUCUUCCUGCGCUACAAGAACUCUUUCUUGACUCCAAUGUGUUAGCUUUCAACAUUCCUACAUCCUUGUGGAGCCUUAGAGAUCUGUUGGUUCUUAACUUGUCUUCAAAUUUCUUGACUGGUAAUCUACCUCCCGAAGUUGGAAACAUGAAGUCCAUUACAACAUUGGACUUGUCAAAGAACCUAGUUUCAGGUCACAUUCCAAGAAAGAUGGGAGAACAACAAAAUUUGGCUAAACUCUCCUUGUCCCAAAAUAAACUACAAGGCCCAAUACCUAUAGAAUUUGGUGAUUUGGUAAGCUUGGAAUCCUUGGAUCUAUCCCAGAACAAUUUAUCCGGAACCAUUCCCAAGUCAUUGGAGGCCCUUAUUUAUCUCAAGUAUCUAAAUGUUUCUUUGAAUAAACUACAAGGAGAAAUUCCUAAUGGAGGACCUUUCAUAAAUUUCACUGCUGAAUCGUUCAUGUUCAAUGAAGCCUUAUGUGGAGCACCUCAUUUUCAAGUCAUGGCAUGUGAUAAAAACAACCGCACUCAAUCAUGGAAGACAAAGUCAUUCAUCUUAAAAUAUAUUCUAUUACCAGUCGGAUCAAUAGUAACUUUAGUGGUUUUCAUUGUUCUGUGGAUACGUAGACGAGAUAACAUGGAAAUACCAACUCCAAUUGAUUCAUGGCUCCCUGGAACACAUGAAAAGAUUUCACACCAGCAGCUUCUUUAUGCAACAAACGACUUUGGUGAAGACAAUUUGAUUGGGAAAGGAAGCCAGGGCAUGGUAUAUAAAGGGGUAUUAUCUAAUGGCUUGACUGUUGCUAUAAAGGUUUUCAAUUUAGAAUUCCAAGGAGCCUUGAGGAGUUUCGAUUCAGAAUGUGAAGUGAUGCAAGGGAUUCGCCACCGAAAUCUUGUCAGGAUAAUUACCUGUUGCUCAAACCUCGAUUUCAAAGCGUUGGUGCUCGAAUAUAUGCCUAAUGGAAGUCUUGAGAAGUGGCUGUAUUCCCACAACUAUUUUUUGGAUCUCAUCCAAAGAUUAAACAUUAUGAUAGAUGUAGCAUCAGCAUUAGAGUACCUUCAUCAUGAUUGUUCGAGCCUUGUGGUGCAUUGUGACUUGAAGCCCAAUAAUGUUUUGUUAGAUGACGAUAUGGUUGCUCAUGUGGCCGAUUUUGGGAUCACAAAACUCUUGACUAAAACAGAGUCUAUGCAGCAAACAAAGACCUUAGGCACAAUAGGCUAUAUGGCACCAGAGCAUGGCUCAGAUGGGAUAGUAUCCACAAAGAGCGAUGUUUAUAGCUAUGGGAUCUUGUUGAUGGAAGUAUUUUCAAGGAAGAAGCCUAUGGAUGAAAUGUUCACUGGGGAUCUAACCUUGAAGACUUGGGUAGAGUCAUUAUCCAAUUCAGUGAUACAGGUUGUUGAUGCCAAUCUAUUGAGAAGAGAGGAUGAAGACCUUGCCACAAAGCUAAGUUGUUUGUCCUCCAUUAUGGCUUUAGCUUUGGCAUGUACAACCGAUUCACCUGAGGAGAGGCUCAACAUGAAAGACGCGGUGGUUGAACUCAAGAAGAGCAGAAUGAAACUGUUGAUGUAAGGAUUAUUUCAAAAGAUGGGAUGGAACUUAAAAACAUCAAAUUGUUACACAACAGUUGUUGUCAAUAGUUCAAAGGAAGCCAAAAGUGGGAAGUCGAAGUUGGUUAAGAGUACACAAAGCAAUAUCCCAGGCACUAUUAAGUAUAUGUCAUGGGUCUAGAUGUUUAAUUUCUUUGGUAUUUUCCACAUGACAACCAAAUGUGAAAAAAAUCAUUUGUCUUAGCAUUCUUUUUUCUUUAAUGCUUUUUGAGAACCAAACAUAAGCUAAGGGAUUCGUGGUGAUAGAUUAUCUUAGAAUAAUUUUCAGAUGAUUGAAUGACCAUGAAAAUCAUGGUAUUAGUCUUGAGUAAUAUCUUCAAUAGAAACCUAGUUUCCAAAUACAUGUAGUUUUAAUGA
Molecule: messenger RNA, 4284 nt
Organism: Vitis vinifera (wine grape)
Lineage: Eukaryota; Viridiplantae; Streptophyta; Magnoliopsida; Vitales; Vitaceae
Product: probable LRR receptor-like serine/threonine-protein kinase At3g47570
Exons: 4
Coding region: 143-3889 (1248 amino acids)
Biological process (GO): protein phosphorylation
Molecular function (GO): protein binding; ATP binding; protein kinase activity
Source: RefSeq, a predicted model, not a curated record